Acanthochromis polyacanthus (spiny chromis) is the source of this 1930-nucleotide messenger RNA. RefSeq names its product protein LSM14 homolog B-like. The record is from RefSeq and is a predicted model, not a curated record. Lineage: Eukaryota; Metazoa; Chordata; Actinopteri; Pomacentridae. The transcript is spliced from 8 exons. Bases 293 to 1396 code for a protein of 367 amino acids. Gene Ontology annotation, molecular function: mRNA binding.
CUUCACAAGUUCUUAAUGGGUUUUGACAGCUAGUCCUGGUGGAGUGUUUGGUUUAUAACAGGCUGCAGACUCCACACAGCUGUUGUCGCUUCUUACGGCGGACGCUGACCAGCUAAACAAACCCGCCCUGUUUUACGCGCAGCUGAUCCAUCCAGCUGCGAAGAGCUGCGUCACUGCCAGUCUUAUAAAGCGCACAGGUGCCCGCUAAUUGCGCACAUUGCUGAUUAGUCUGUGUGCCGUGGUUUAAUGCUCUGUAAUUUAGCUGCUGCUUUUUAGGCAGAAGGCUGCAAACAUGAGUGCUGGAGGAGGAACUCCUUAUAUUGGCAGUAAAAUAAGUUUGAUUUCCAAGGCACAGAUUCGCUAUGAGGGAAUUCUGUCUUCUGUAGACACAGACCGGUCCACGGUGGCUUUGGCUAAAGUUAAAUCUUUUGGCACAGAGGACCGCCACACAGACAGACCAGUUCCACCCAAAGAUGAAAUUUAUGAAUAUGUCAUCUUCAGAGGAAGUGACAUCAAAGAUAUUACUGUGUCUGAGCCUCCAAAGCCACACUAUGGUCUUCCUCGAGACCCCGCUAUUGUUCAGUCAUCCAUUGGCAGCUCCUCUGCUGGGUAUCACCCACGCUGGAGUCCAUACAGGGACAUGAUGCCCACCUACAACCAGCUGGCUGCUAGUUCUCUACUCAACCAGCAGUACAACGCUGCACUGGGCCUCGUGCCAGGACUUCACGGCCCAACCAGAAGAGUCCCCAUGGUGGAGCAGGCUGUCCAGACGGUGCCUUUGGCCAGUGCUGCACAGAAAAAGGGGAAGACUUCAACACAGCCACAGAGCAGACAGCCUGGCCGUCCAACCCAGCGAUCUGGUCGAGAUGUCUCCCAGGUUCAGAAGGAGAAUGCACCCACCAGUAGGGUGCCAUCCCAGCCAAGUGCACCCAAGACUCAAGGCCAAGGAACUGAAAACCAGAAGCAAAGACAAAAACAAGGCAGUCGCAGGUCCAGGAACCGAAGAAGAGGCCAACUUCUUGUGAAAAACCCCAAGGCUACAACUUUGGAGUUCGAGUCAGACUUUGACUUUGAAACCGCAAAUGCUCAGUUCAAAGAUGAUCUUACAAAGGAGGUUGUCGUGGAGAAAGUUGAUUCUGGGGAGGCCCAGGACAGCCAGGAGGAGGAGACUCUAGGAGAGAAGUACUAUGACAAGACCAAAUGCUUCUUUGACAACAUCUCAUCAGAUCUUAAACCGAGGAGAACUACCUGGGCAGAGGAGAAAAAAUUGAACAUUGAAACAUUUGGAGUUCCUGGUCGCUUCCUGAGAGGCAGAGGAUUCAGAGGCCGCGGACGCAAAGGACCGAGCGCCACCGAGCAGCGAGCCCUCCCAAAGGUUGGCAGUGGGAGGGUGUAAAGGCUUUUCUUUUUGUUAACACUACUGUAAAUAUUGUAGUUUUCUACUUAUUUAAAAAAAGUACCUCCCUGUUCUCCCCCAUUUUGAAGCACUUGAAGUGACAAGGUGUUUUUGUUUAGUUUUUUUUCCUUCAUCCCAAAUGUGCAUUUAGGGAAUGUUGUACUUUGGAUCCUUUAUAUGAAAUGGGAGAGUGAUUUCUUUUAAAGCCAGCAGCUGUGCAUAAAUGUAUUCAUUGUUAGUUUGGAAGCAUGCAAUGCUGAAAUUUGUCUUUUGAACAGACUAGUAGGCAUGCCUUUCUUUUCUUUUUCUUUUUUUUUUUUUGUGUUUUUGUUCUGCUAAAUGUCUGAAUGUAUUAACUUAUGACUGCUCGAUUGUACAAAUGUGACUCCAAAGAGGUCUUGAAAGGCCAUCUUUUCAAAAGUGAAGAGUAAGACCGCAGUGCUUUUGGUUUGUUGUUUGUUUUUUUUCUCAUUUGUAAAAUGAAAACUGGAGAAACAUGUGUAACAGUUGCUAAUAAAUAAUAUGAUAAACAGA